CUUCCCCCACUUUCACAACUCUUGGUCCUUUGGGACACAUAUCAUUUCCCCUUUUUCAUAUCAGUCCAUCUGAUAUUGCAUCGAGUGGAAAGUUAUCGCGGUUAGCGAAUUUCCGUCAUGCCCAAGAAUAAGGGAAAGGGCGGUAAGAACCGUCGUCGUGGAAAGAACGAGAACGACAACGAGAAGCGUGAACUCGUGUUCAAGGAAGAAGGCCAGGAGUAUGCCCAGGUUGUGAAGAUGCUUGGUAACGGCCGUCUCGAGGCGCUGUGCUUCGACGGCGAGAAGCGUCUGGCGCACAUCCGUGGCAAGCUCAGGAAGAAGGUCUGGAUCAACCAGGGUGAUAUCAUCCUUCUCUCUCUCCGUGAUUAUCAGGACGAAAAGGGCGACGUUAUCAUGAAGUACACCGCCGAUGAGGCCAGAAGUCUUAAGGCCUACGGCGAGCUGCCCGAACACGCCAAGAUUAACGAGACCGAUACCUACGGCCACGAAGGCUUCGAGGACAACGUCGAGUUCGACGAGGACCGCGAGAGCGAAGACGAGAAGGAGAUCGAUGUCGACGAGCUCUAAAAACCCUCAUCCCUUUGGAUUCAGCCCUGCGAGAGCUACUGGGGAUCCUGUUCGCCGGCCCCUUUUUUCUCUUUCUCAAAGCCAAGCUAUUUCCUUCCUAGGAAACCCGACAGGCUUCCUUCUGUGAAGGGUCUUUCUUGCGUCAGGCAGGAGCCUGACGGUUGGUUUUAUCAUUAUGCCAUCUGUUUCCUGGGAAGGAGACCAGAAAGGACUAGGGGCUGCUGCCUUCCCGCUUCGCUUGGGGACCUACCACUGCCCCAGUGCUCCUUCCAAAAGUCAGGGUAUGAAUCAUGGGUAGGAAAUUCUUGGAGUUCUACAUGAUAAACUUGAUUGGCUUUUUGGCCAAAGGUCAUAUUUAUUAUGAGGGACAACCUCGGAUUUCCGCAGAGAAUUGGUUGCGACGCAUAUCAAAAGAGACCGACUGUACUCAGCGUGUUUCGUGUUGGCAAUUCUUUUGUCUGUUCCCUUUUGCUACUUCGUUCCUUUUAAUUCAAAACUUGGAUGAUAGAUUCAUGACAAGGUUACGAGAAUACAAAAAAGUCUGGACAUACACA
Molecule: messenger RNA, 1121 nt
Organism: Aspergillus caelatus
Lineage: Eukaryota; Fungi; Ascomycota; Eurotiomycetes; Eurotiales; Aspergillaceae
Product: translation initiation complex factor eIF1A
Exons: 2
Coding region: 118-567 (149 amino acids)
Biological process (GO): translational initiation
Cellular component (GO): cytoplasm
Molecular function (GO): translation initiation factor activity; RNA binding
Source: RefSeq, a predicted model, not a curated record